UGCCGGAGGUUCCUCUCCCUUUAGGUGGCCCCCGAUGACGUCGCCUAGUGUUGAAUCAUUCUAGCGGGUCCCUCACCUGCGGGAAAACACCGGAAGAAGGAGCAGGGCGUGAAAGUUCAUUUUUAAAAAUAACCACAGCAGCCAUGCACUUCCAAAUAAAACACGUACUGCGCCUGAAUCACUGCGCUCCUGUUCAGCGUAAGAGGACACUCGGGGGGAGGCUGUGGAGUGUUUCAGCAGCACAACAACGUGGCGUGAGAGCAGCAGGAUCGCAUGCAUCUGCAGACGUCAAGAAGUAUUUCGCCCUGCAGAGCUGCAGAAACUAUGCGUCCGACUCGGCGUACAGCCGAGCCUUCGCCUCAGCGAGGGACAACCCCGAGAAAUUCUGGGGUGAGAUGGCGCAGGACAUAAACUGGUUUAAACCGUGGAGCAAAACUUUGAACGCUGAGGACCCAGUGUUCCCAAACUGGUUUGUUGGAGGGAAGCUGAACAUGUGCUACAAUGCUGUGGAUCGUCAUGUAGAGAGCGGCCGUGGGGAGCAGCCUGCCAUCAUUUAUGACAGCCCAGUGACUGGAGCUAAACAGAUCAUCACUUUCAGGGAACUUAAGGACCAGGUGUCCAGGUUAGCAGGAGUCUUAGUGAAGAAUGGGGUACGUAAAGGAGAUCUGGUGGUCAUCUACAUGCCGAUGGUGCCCCAGGCCAUGUUCACCAUGCUGGCUUGUGCUCGGAUUGGUGCCCCACACAGCCUCAUCUUUGGUGGCUUUGCUUCCAAAGAGCUUUCUGUCCGCAUCAAUCAUGCCAAGCCCAAGCUGAUGGUUACAGCAUCAUUUGGCAUUGAGCCAGGCAGAAGAGUAGAAUACAUCCCUCUGGUGGAGAAAGCCUUGGAGCUGAGCUCUCACAGGCCCUCUAAAGUUCUCAUCUACAACCGGCCUAACAUGGAGAAAGUAUCAUUGAAUCCGGGGUUGAGUCUGGACUGGGACGAAGAGAUGGCCACUGCUCAGCCACAUGACUGCGUUUCUGUUCCCUCCAACCAUCCCCUCUAUGUCCUCUAUACCUCUGGGACCACUGGAGCACCAAAGGGUGUUGUGCGAGACACUGCAGGCUAUGCUGUGAUGCUGAAAUGGACCAUGUCAAAUAUUUAUGGACUGAGUCCUGGAGAUGUUUGGUGGGCAGCGUCAGACCUGGGCUGGGUGGUAGGCCAUUCAUAUAUCUGCUAUGGUCCUCUGCUCCAUGGUAACAGCACCAUUCUCUAUGAGGGUAAGCCUGUAGGCACUCCAGACCCUGGAGCGUUCUUCCGUGUACUGUCUGAACACGGAGCCUCCUCCAUGUUCACAGCACCCACUGCCAUGCGAGCCAUUCGCCAGCAGGACCCACGAGCUGACGUUGGGAAGAAAUACCCUCUGUCCAGUUUGCGGUCGUUAUUCUUGGCAGGUGAGCGAUGUGACGUGGAGACGCUGGAAUGGGCAAAGAGAAGCUUUGGGGUUCCUGUCCUGGACCACUGGUGGCAGACUGAAACUGGCUCAGCCAUCACCUCCUCACAUAUUGGUCUGGGGAACUCACUGACACCACCUGCAGGCCAGGCUGGCAAACCUGUUCCAGGUUACAAUGUCACAGUGAUCGAUGAUGACAUGCGGGAGGUGAAGCCAAGAACCCUGGGAAACAUUGUGGUGAGACUUCCUUUACCACCUGGUGCAGCCUUGUCACUCUGGCAGAACCGGGAUCUGUUCAAGGAGCUGUAUUUCACUAAAUUCCCAGGUUACUAUGACACCAUGGAUGCAGGUUUUGUGGACGAGGAGGGUUUCCUUUACAUUAUGUCCCGGUCCGAUGAUGUCAUCAACGUGGCAGGCCACAGGCUGUCUGCUGGAGCUUUGGAGGAGUCCGUCCUGCUGCACCCUGCAGUGGGAGACUGCGCUGUGGUGGGUCUAGAGGACACUCUCAAGGGUCAUGUUCCCUUGGCCCUGUGUGUGCUCAAGAAUGGUGUGCAGAAGAAGGAAGAGGAGAUCAUUAAUGAGAUUGUGAAGCUCGUGAGAGACACCGUUGGACCCGUUGCUGCCUUCAGGAAAGUGCUGUUUUUCCGAGGACUGCCGAAGACACGUUCUGGCAAGAUCCCUCGUUCCUCCUUAGCCAACCUGGUCAACGGCAAGCCCUACAAGAUCACUCCAACCAUCGAGGACCCAGAGGUGUUCAGAGACAUCGAGAGGCAGGUACAAAAAGCUCUGAGACCUCGUGGAGCCUGAACUCAUCAGUGGGACGACAGAGCAAACUGAGGUUGGACAACAAAAAGUCACUGGUGGUGCAAUAUGUGAGGAAGCACGUCCACGCUGUACACAGGGUGUUGCAAAUGUGAACUUAAAGUAGAAAUGAAGUUAGUGGUUAAUUCUCCUUUUUUAAAUCACACUGAAGGCAGACUCAGCAAGUUUUACCUUCUUAUGAGCUGUGCCAGUUCCAUGAAGCAGGGUUAAUGUUUUCCAUUUCUAAUACUGAAAUUAUGUCCAUUUGUAUGUAAUCUGGAUAAUAAUGUAAAACCAUACUGCACUACAGGCUUUGCAGAUUCAUAAUUAAUGAAUGGAAGAAUGACACAUCUGCUGUUUACACAGUGUGAUGCCCUUGAGCUGUAAACAUUUUGAAAAUGUUAAAUAAUGAGGACGACUCAUUCACUGACAGUUUUUUUUUAAUUGACAAUGAAAAUUUGUUUGCUCACCACUUAGUUUUGACCAAAGUACAAGAAGUAAUAAAUAAAAAAAAAAUAUGGACACAAAAUAAAAUGAUUUGUUGUUCGUGCAAAUUGAAGAUGUAAAAACAAAUUAAAAGCGUAAGACUUGUUUGGAGUCGCCCAUCAGAAAUAACUAAAAGACAGAUAACAGGGCUGUUCAAUACGUCACCCUGGAAAUUCUGACAGAAACAAAGAGUCAACAGUUACACCAAUGUAAGUCACAGCAAGAAACAGGUUUUUGUCAUUAAAAGUCACCUCACUUCAACAUGGUCAUAUACACUCUACGCACACUAUGAGCUAAAGCAGUCUGUCUUUCAGUUAUUUCGUCUGUUCUGUUAACGUAGUGUCUGAAGGGAUGGGGGAGAAGGCCAGCUCGGCUGAGUGUGUUUUUGUCCUUUGUGUUAAUGCAUCGCCUGACAAAACAUACAGUACAACAAGUGACAGGUUCUACGAACGGACCUCCUGCUUUUUUUGUUCUCUGAGAGGAAGUUUUGUGCAACUUCGGAGAGCAACAGCAUCUCUUGUUUCGUCCUUGGCUACUAAAUAGUCCGUUGAGUUGAUGCGGUUGUAUCAAAGUGCUUGUCGUGUCGUUCCAGGGCGUCGGCGCGUCCUCUUAAAAUGCUCGUUUUGUGACAGCGAGUCCAUAGGAAAGGAUAAUGAAGUCUGUUGGUGCCAGAAAUGGGGACUCGAAGUGUUUUUUUUUGGACACCACUAGAGGGCAGGUUUUCACACAACAUCCACAGUCUCUUCCUCUCUCUAUGGUGCAGCACAGGUUCUUCAUCAUAAUCAUCAUCAGCACAAUGAAAAAAUAAAACCAUAUGUACAAAAUGAUCUUGGGGGGGGG
This is a messenger RNA of Toxotes jaculatrix (banded archerfish), 3557 nucleotides long. It is a transcript of the gene acss3, whose product is annotated as acyl-CoA synthetase short chain family member 3. Lineage: Eukaryota; Metazoa; Chordata; Actinopteri; Toxotidae. The coding region runs from base 144 to 2237 and encodes 697 amino acids. The transcript is spliced from 16 exons. The record is from RefSeq and is a predicted model, not a curated record.